AUGGCGGAGCCGCCGCACGGAGCCGCCGCUCCGCGGGGCCGCGCCGGGCAGCGCCGCGGCUCCGCGCACUUCGCUGGGGACGGCACGGAGCCCUCCGGCUCGGGCACGGAGCCCUCCGGCGCCGCUUUGAACGGCUCGGGCACGGAGCCCUCCGGCGCCGCUUUGAACGGCUCGGGCACGGAUGCCCCCGGCCCCGUUCACGACGGCUCGGGCACGGAGCCCCCCGGCCCGCAGGAGGACGCGGAGCCCCCCGGCCCGCAGGAACACACGGAGCCCCCCGGCCCGCAGGAACACGCGGAGCCCCCCGGCCCGCAGGAGGACGCGGAGCCCCCCGGCCCGCAGGAGGACGCGGCUCCCCCGGCGGGCGCGGAGCUGUCGCUGGUGCCGCCGGAGCUCCGCGCGCGGCUGCUGGACCGGCGGGACUACCGGGGCCGCGCGCAGGCCGUGGAGCAGCUGCGGCGGGCGCUGGAGGGCUGCAGCCCCGCCGCGCUGGGCGCCGCGCCCGCCGCCGCGCUGCUGGGGCUGAUCGCGCUGCUGGACGCGCUGCUGCACGACCCCAACUUCGCGGUGGCGCGGGGCGCGCUGGAGGCCACCCGGCUGCUGGCGCUGCGCCUCGGCCGCCGCGUCCCCGCCGUGCUGGCCCCGCUGGUGUGCGCGGCCGCCCGGGCGCUGGGGGACGCGCAGCCGGCCAUGCGGCGGGACGGCGGGCGGCUGCUGCUGCGGCUGAUGGCGGCGGCCGGCCCGCGGGCCGUGCUGCGCCUGCUGCUGCAGGAGCGGCUGCUGCGGCACCGCAGCGCCCGGCUCCGCGAGGAGCUGCUCAACACGUGCACCGCCGCGCUGCUCGCCUUCCCCGCCGCCGAGCUGGACCUGCCCCAGCUGGCGGCCGCGCUGGCGCCGGCGCUGCUGGACGCCAAGCGCCGGGUCCGGCACGCUGCCAUGGAGGCGUUCGCCGCGCUGGCCGCGGCCCCGGGCCCCGGCAACGCGGGCGCGCUGCUCCGCGCCCUGGACGCGGUGGAGCUGCGGGCCGGCGGCGCGGGGGUGGCGAGCGCCGUGCGGGCGCGGCUGGCCAGGAAGGUGCUGCCCCGGCUGGGCGAGCGGGCGCUCGUGGAGUACGGCGUGCCCUUGCCCUCCUCCGGCCGCUGCCGCGGGACCUGCCCGCCGCCCGGCGCCGACACCGAGUGGCUGCUGAUGGGCAGCAGGAGCCGGAGCGCGCACGGCCGCUGCGGGCACCCCGCCUGUGCCCCGCACGGCCCCGCCGGUGCCCGGCGCGGGGCGAGCCCCAGGAGAGUCCUGAGCGCCGGCAGAGCGCUCAGAAACAAGCUGCCCUGGGAGAACGAGCCGGCUGCGGACAGCGAAGGCGGCUCGGGGGUGAGGAUGCCCGUCACGAAGGGUGUGGAGCAGCUGGCUGAUGAUUUCCUGCACUCCCCGAGGCUGCAGCCCUCGCAGGGAAGCCCAGGCAGUGAGGAGCUGCUUUUCAGCAGGAGCAGAGCUUCCAGGGCUCUGUUGCAGCCCCGUGUGGAGCUGAACUCGGAGCUCUCUGCCCUUGGUGCUGGUGCUCUGGGCUCUCAGCAGCCCCAGAUUUCAGGGAAAUGUGGGACACUUGGAUACCCACAGGCACGUGGGAAGAGUGGCAGUGUGGGCUCUGAUCUGCAGUUUUUGGGACUGAGUAACUGUCAGCAGGACAAAGUUUGUUCCAGCCUCAGUUUUUCCAGCAAGACCCAGAGAAGUUUUUGCACUCAGGCAGAGCCCACCAUGUCCUUCCAAAGUCCCAGUGCCAGCCAGGGCACCUUCAUCCUGCCCUCCUUCCCCCUGUCAUCCCCCAGGAACAGCCCCAAGCACCUCUCAGCUCCUGCUGCCCCUGCAGGGAAGUCCCAGGAGGAUCCCAGGAGCCUCUCCAGUUCCUGGCCUCUCAAAAGCUUCCAGGGGCUGCCUAAGCCUGGUUGCCAGAAGCAGCUGCUCCGCCAAAAGCCAGGAGACAACACAGGUGGGAACAUUCUCCAUGUGAUAAAAAGGGAUUUGGGGGUUGUGUUUUGA
Lonchura striata (white-rumped munia) is the source of this 2034-nucleotide messenger RNA. The record is from RefSeq and is a predicted model, not a curated record. NCBI's taxonomy places the organism in Eukaryota, Metazoa, Chordata, Aves, Passeriformes, Estrildidae.